Messenger RNA from Anolis carolinensis (green anole), 1810 nucleotides. It is a transcript of the gene ahsg, whose product is annotated as alpha 2-HS glycoprotein. The record is from RefSeq and is a predicted model, not a curated record. Gene Ontology annotation, molecular function: cysteine-type endopeptidase inhibitor activity. Gene Ontology annotation, biological process: negative regulation of endopeptidase activity. NCBI's taxonomy places the organism in Eukaryota, Metazoa, Chordata, Lepidosauria, Squamata, Anolidae. The transcript is spliced from 7 exons. The coding region runs from base 69 to 1121 and encodes 350 amino acids. Gene Ontology annotation, cellular component: extracellular matrix; extracellular region; blood microparticle.
UGGCUCCCACUGCCUUUCCCUCCUCCCAGAAGAACGUCGCUUCUCUAAGCCUUCUGCAAACUUGAACCAUGAAAUCUCUGAUAGCUCUGGUCCUUCUGGGCCAGAUCCUAGCAUCCAAAGCCACCUCUGAGCCUUUCCCUCCACUCGUCUCCAGCCUUCCCGAUUGUGAUGACCCCGAGUCUGAAGCUGCAGCCAACUUUGCAGUGGAUCACAUCAACUCCCACUCUCUUCAUGGAUAUAAGUAUACCCUUAGCAGAAUCGAGAACGUCAAGGUUUUACCAAGGAGGCCAACAGGAAAAAUUUACUUGCUUGAGCUAGAUUUAGCGGAAACCAAGUGCCAUGUGCUGAGUCCAACACCUAUUCAAAAUUGUUCCGUAAGAGCAAAAGUAGAACAUGCUGUGGAAGGAGACUGCGAUGUCAAAAUGCUCCAUCUUGACGGACAGUAUAAGGUGCUCUCUACCAAAUGUCACUCAUCUCCAGACUCAAGAGAAGAUUUUGAAAAAGUUUGCCCCGACUGUGCACCCUUGGCGCUUCUAGAUGACGUUAACGUGGUGAAUGCAGUCAACACUGCACUCGCGCAGUACAAUACUUACAAUAGUACAGACCAUCACUUCGAGCUCCUUGAGAUUGCAAGAGGAAGGAACUCUCACAUGCCUCCUGGUACCUUUGUGGAAUUUGCCAUUGCUGCCACCAACUGCACAGAACAAGAAGCAAAGGAGCACAAAGAUUGCCAUGUCAUGACAGGAGAACAUGCACAAUUUGGAUUCUGCAAAGCCACCAUUUUCAAAAAGCCUUCUGGUGAAGGUCCCGCUCUUUUCGCAAUUUUCCCUAACGUAGUGAUUUGCGACAUCUUUGACAAACAGGUUGGACAUUCCCAUACCCACCUGACUAAGCAUCAUUUAGGGAAAAAGAUCCCUUCCCCUGGAGCCGGCUACUCUGUCCUGGACCUCAUCCAUUCCCACAACAACACGCUUGCAUCGCACGAGUCCCACUCGGCCGAAGUGCCAGUGGUUCAAGCAAGUCCGGUGGUCAAAAGAGCCGCAGAGGUCCCACCAGUGAUCCAACCAGCAUUACCACAUCUCCAACAGUGUCCAGGAAAAUACCGACACUUUGACAUAUAAACACAGAAUUUGCUGAGGGUAUAUAGAAUCAAUGGGAAUGUCCCAUUAAUAAACGGAUCUUUGAUGUCCCCCUAAACCUGAACUCAAGGAAGACUUUACCCUGAUAAGUCACAGCAAUAAUUGGCAAACAUUUACUCCCUCUUCUUAGCAGGGCUUUAUGGGUGAUGUCUCCAUCCUGGUGCUUGUCACAGAUUAGUAUCUUCUACUGUUUCUAUCAUUUUUAGUUUAUUAUGAAAAUAAGUUUUUAAGCCUCGAGAUCAUCAACUGGGAACAUGGAAGUAGUCAUGGAUGAUAUCAUGUGAGCAAGAGAAGAGCUGGACAGAUUUUUGGAUAUUCCAUAUCUGCCACAUAGUUUCCUAGCCUUUUCCUUUCAGUAGCAGAAAUAGAAGGAAGUGUACAAAUGAUAUAAUAUCAUAAUUUACAAUUCAGAUAAUUAAAAUAUAACCGAAUCUGUUGUUCCACAUAGAAUCAGUUCUGGGUGAUUUGUGUUUGGAAGGAAGAAUGUAUACAACAUUGGACAGAAAUGACCACAAAACCUUUACUGGGUGUCUUCUCUGUAUAUGAUUUUUUCCCCUUUCCAGUGUCCAAAAAUGCUAUGUGAUAUUGCAAAGGCAAUGCUGGAAAAUCUAUAUUCAGAGCAUAAGACAACCAAACCAUGGUGCUUCUAAAAUAAAAUAUUAAAUAAAGAA